This is a messenger RNA of Thlaspi arvense, 454 nucleotides long. NCBI's taxonomy places the organism in Eukaryota, Viridiplantae, Streptophyta, Magnoliopsida, Brassicales, Brassicaceae. The record is from the annotation of a GenBank genome assembly.
AUUCUUCUUCCUCCUUGCUCUAUAACUUAUAGUCAUCAUUAAAAAUGGCAUCAAAGAUCACAUUCUUCAUCCUCCUUGCUCUCGUUAUCGCUUGUGCAAUGAUGGUGAGUAUUCCUACAGCGGAAGCUCAGGUUUUUCUUCCUUGCAAUACAACAAAAGAUUGCGAAUAUGUUCACUGCUCGAGCGGGUCAGCUCUAUGUGUAAAUAGGCAAUGCCAAUGCCCGUCGACUCAUCAACCUAAACUCGACAACUUUAACACAAUGAGACAAGCCCGGAGAUGCAAGUUGACGAGUGAUUGUGAUCCUCGUAUGAGAUAUACAUGUGUCUCGGGCUCAUACAUGUGUUUUGACGGCUAUUGUACUUGCACCAAUUAAUUUCUAGUAUUAUUAACAUACGCAUGUUUCUUGCUUUUACUAUCUUACGAAGAUUUUCUCAAUAAUAAUAGUAUUAUUCU